Messenger RNA from Pelagomonas calceolata, 222 nucleotides. The record is from the annotation of a GenBank genome assembly. NCBI's taxonomy places the organism in Eukaryota, Pelagophyceae, Pelagomonadales, Pelagomonadaceae.
CCGGCCAAGUCCUCGUCCGCCUGGCGCCUCGCGGUCGUCGUCGCCGCCGUUCUCGGCCUCGUCGCGGGCUACGUCGUGCGGGGCGCGGUCAUGAACGAGACGACUCCCCUCGAGUUACGCUCGGGUGGCCACCCGGCUAGCGGCUCCGGCUCCGGCUCCGGCGAAGAGGUUAUGUAUUUCUUCGCUUCUGGUGCUGAUCCCAAGUAUUCGGCUCACGGCCAC